Molecule: messenger RNA, 1584 nt
Organism: Megachile rotundata (alfalfa leafcutting bee)
Lineage: Eukaryota; Metazoa; Arthropoda; Insecta; Hymenoptera; Megachilidae
Gene: Cyt-b5-r
Product: Cytochrome b5-related
Biological process (GO): lipid metabolic process
Source: RefSeq, a predicted model, not a curated record
AAAUUGCUGUACUACACGUAUUUUCAUCAGUCAGUUUGACGAUCAAAUUCAGCACAGUCGAUGUUGAUCAAUAUUCCUCGGUGACUGGAUUGUAAACAGUUUUACUUGCAUACGUAAACAUAUUUGUUUGCUGAAACAAACUAACGGCAGAAUCAUGCCAGCAAUAGAGAGCUCUAUACCUGGCUUCGGACCAUUUCCAGCGAGAGAAAAAAAAUUUAAAACACAGUACUCUUAUAUCGAAGGAAGAAGAGAGAUAGAUGGCGCGGAGGAUUUAUGGAGAAUUCGAGAUAAUUUGUACGAUUUGGAAGGUUUUGCGAAAAAUCAUCCAGGAGGAGAGGAAUGGAUCCGUCUAACGAAAGGCACAGAUAUUACAGAAAUUUUUGAGUCGCAUCAUCUGACAGAAAGGGCGUACAAGCUUCUUCCAAAAUUCUUCGUAAAGGAGGCAGCUGCACCACGAUCGAUACCAUUAACGUUCGCACCUAAUGGCUUCUAUAACACUUUCAAAAAGCGCGCCCUAGAAGCGUUGAAGAACGUCGAUUUUCAUCGGCCAUCGAGAAAAACGAACUUAAUCGCAGAUCUGCUCGCCAUGACCACAAUUACGCUCAGUAUUGCAGCGGUCUCGUUGCAAUCCUAUCUUAUCAUCGUUUUUGCUGGGCUCUUCCUUGCAUGGACCACAGUAAUAGCUCACAAUUACUUUCACAUGCGAGACAACUUCCGAAUGUACUAUUUCGACAUGAGUGCUAUGUCCUCGAAGGAUUGGCGUAUCUCACACGCGAUGAGCCAUCAUACUUAUCCCAAUACUCUUUGGGACUAUGAAGUUUAUACGGUCGAACCAUUUCUUCAGUGGUUGCCAUAUAAAAAGAAGUCCAUGUUCCGCGCCUUUUUCAGUCAACUCAUAAGUCCCGUUGUGUGGGGCCUUCUGUUCUUCUCGGAGAUGAUUAAGAGAUAUUACUCAGUGUUCUUCGAAUACAAAAAAUUCGAAUUCCGUGAUGCCAUACCAUUUUUCCUUCCAACAUUGAUGCUGUUCUUCACACCCCACUUUUUGACAGUUAUAAAAUUCUGGCUUUUGAUUAUGCUGAUGGGAAGUUUUGUGUUCGGUAUGAUCGGCUUUAAUGCGGCGCAUCAUCAUCCGGACAUUUUCCAUGAUGGCGACGUUUGCAGGGAAGAUCUCGACUGGGGUUUGAUGGAACUGGACGCCGUAAGGGAACGAAAAGUGAUCGACGAUUCAGAUUUCCUGGUCCUGACCACUUUCGGCUUACACGGUCUCCACCAUCUUCUACCAACCGUAGACCAUUCUUACUUACCUCUGUGUGUACCAGCUUUCGAGCAAACCUGCAAGGAAUGGGGAAUCAGCACAGAAAAGUUCACGGCAUGGGAGCAUGUGAAGGGACAGUUCAAACAAUUGUUACGUAAAGAAGUGAAAAAGAAUAUUAGAUAAAUAGUUGGGUAUUUGAUGAAGUUUCAGUUACCUGUUUUGGACCGUCUAAGAUACGUAUAAGACUGAGUGUUAUAAAGGGUAAUAUAAUAUAUUCAAUAGAUCAUGUUACUGUGUAAGAUUUAAUAAAAAUGCAAUUUUGAUUGAAA